AAAAUUUAUUUUUUGUUCUCAAACCCCACAACAGGCUUUAGAGACGACAGGUUUGCAAGGACAAGCUUUUAUGGACCAUGGUUCUUCUUAGACCAGUAAAAGAUACUCCCUCUAUAGCAGUUUAUGUGUCAUAGAAAUGUUAUGAUAUGUACCAUAUUGUAUAGGUUUUAGACAAAUAUUAGAAUAUAUUUACGACUAUAAGUUUUAAUCUUUUUUUCUUGAAACUUGGGUACCUAUUAGAUUAAAAAGGAGGGAGUUAAAAAAAAGCUGUCGACCUAUAGUAGAAAGACUGGACCCUCUUGUUGGCGGCUCCUGUUUAGAUAGAUAGACAAGUGUUAUAUAUAUGUGUAUGUGUACACACAUAUUAUGCUUUGACAAGAAAGCUUUGAUCUUUAUUGCUCCUCACUCUUCCUCUUUAGUCUUUAGUUUUUGCUCCAGAAGAAGAAUUAGAAACAGAGGUAGAAUAAUCCAACAAGUUAGCAACUUUCUUUCGUUUUCUAAUAGUAUAACAUCUUUAAAUAUAUUCUCUAAUCAGAAGCCCAAGAAUGGUCUAAAAGGUGUUUGCAUGGCAAGUGAAGGAAUUGGAGAGACUGGUUUAACAAACUCAGGACCAUCAAAUCUCCAUAAUAUGCCUUAUGCCGUUUUUAGGGGGCUAAAUCCUGCUAGCACAAGCUUCAUGUAUCAUUCUACUCCCAAUAAUCAAGAAGGAUCUUUUGAUUUUGGAGAGCUAGAAGAAGCUUUUGCACUACAAGGAUUUAAGAUCAAUAAUGAUGAAGCUAAAGCAUCUUUAUAUGCAGCAGCCACAGGGAAGCCUGCUGCAACUCUGGAUAUGUUCCCUUCUUGGCCUAUGAGAUUCCAAGAGACCCCUAGAGAAAACUCAAAAUCAAGAGAAGAAGAGAUCAGUACAGAUUCAGGUUCACUUUCAAGUAGAGCUCAAGGCCAUUUGGAACCAGAAUCUCCUAUCAGUAGAAAAGCAUCCUCAGAACAAAAUCAACUUCAGAUAACACAACAACAACAGCAGCAGCAGCUUCAUCAAGAAAUGUCUAGUGAUAAUAAUCCAAGAAUUGAAAAUUUACAAACUGAACUAGCUUCAAAGCCCAACACUGAAAAGAGAAAGGGUGCUGGUUCAACCUCAGAGAGGAUGGCUGAUCCUAAGACAUUGAGACGUUUAGCACAAAAUAGAGAAGCAGCAAAGAAAAGCAGGCUAAGAAAAAAGGCUUAUGUACAACAGUUAGAAUCAAGCAGGAUAAGACUUUCUCAGCUAGAGCAAGAACUUCAACGGGCUAGAUCUCAGGGGGUUUUCUUGGGAGGAGGUACUUCUGCUGGUGCCAACAUCAGCUCUGGUGCUGCAUUAUUUGACAUGGAAUAUUCAAGGUGGUUGGAUGAUGAUCACAGGCACAUGUCGGAGCUCCGAACUGCAUUACAAACACAUUUAUCAGAUGGUGAUCUUAGGUUAAUAGUUGAUGGAUAUAUAGCUCAUUACGAUGAAAUUUUCAGCCUCAAGGGUGUGGCAGCAAAAUGUGAUGUAUUUCACUUAAUUACUGGAAUGUGGACAACUCCAGCUGAACGCUGCUUCCUUUGGAUGGGUGGUUUUAGGCCAUCUGAACUUAUUAAGAUGUUGAUUGGACAAUUGGACCCUUUAACAGAGCAGCAACUUAUGGGAAUUUAUAGCCUCCAGCAAUCUUCCCAACAAGCAGAGGAAGCCCUUUCCCAGGGAUUGGAACAAUUGCAACAAUCUUUAAUUAAUACUGUUGCAAGUGGUUCUAUCAAUGAUGGGAUGCAUCAUAUGGCUCUUGCAUUGGGCAAGCUUUCCAAUCUUGAAGGAUUUGUUCGUCAGGCCGAUAAUUUGAGACAACAAACGUUGCAUCAGUUACACAGAAUAUUGACAGUUAGGCAAGCAGCCCGAUGUUUCUUGGUGAUUGGGGAGUAUUAUGGUCGAUUACGAGCCUUAAGUUCUCUAUGGUUAUCUCGUCCACGAGAGACACUGAUCCCAGAUGAUAGUUCUUGUCAAACAACAACGGAGUUACAAAUGGUACGCUCCUCUCAGAACCACUUCUCAAAUUUCUGAUCAUAUUACUCUUGAUGAUGAUCAAAUUGUAUUUCUGAUCAGAGCUACGUACUUAGACGAUGAUUAGGAUUUUCUUUUCUUUUCAUUUAUUCUUUUUGUUGUUAGCUUCUUGAUAUUUCCAUGUUAUUACUGACUUGUCGUGUAAAUGUAAAGAAUCAAGUUUAUGUGCAUGAGAAAGCUGCCUCUAGGGUGCGUGCGAUAAUAUGAAAUUAA
This is a messenger RNA of Nicotiana tabacum (common tobacco), 2281 nucleotides long. RefSeq names its product transcription factor TGA9-like. Gene Ontology annotation, biological process: DNA-templated transcription; regulation of DNA-templated transcription. Lineage: Eukaryota; Viridiplantae; Streptophyta; Magnoliopsida; Solanales; Solanaceae. Gene Ontology annotation, molecular function: sequence-specific DNA binding; DNA-binding transcription factor activity. The record is from RefSeq and is a predicted model, not a curated record.